AUGCUGCUUGCUGGCCACCCACGCCAUGUGCCCGCGGACGUUGCGUCAACACGCCUGGCGCCGGGCGAGUGGGCGUACGUGGCCGAAGGCGGCGCCAACGUCGUCUUCCGCUACACUGGCCCGUCGACGUCACCACUCCAUGGGCAUGUGCUGCGCAUCCGCAAGGCGGGCGUCCGCGGCGCCGCACCCUCCGAUAUCGUGGCCUUUGCGUCCACGCAUAAGCCGCUCGGUAGCGCUGUCGAGUACGCCCAAGUCGCCCAGGCCAUCGACGUGCCACCGGCUUUUCUGCAUGCGAUGAAUAAUGCGCUCGCUGAAGCGGAUCGGCCGGCGCACCGCCAAGCGUCGCAGCUCAACCUCGAGAUGCGCACCGUGCUUUUGCUGCCCAACGUCGCGUUCGAUGCAGCGGGCGCCUUCAGUGUCGAGAUCAAACCGAAAUUCGGCAAAGUCUUUGGCGCCUCCGACGACGUCCACGACAGCAAGCGUCUCGCGUGUCGCUUCUGCAUGCACCAGCAGCUCAAGCUCGCCCAAGGCAAGGUCGACGCCGUGAGCACGUACUGCCCCAUCACGCUCUUUGCGCGCGAUACCAUGGACCAAGCCCUCGACGAGCUCCUCGCAACGCCACAAAACAACCUCCGCGUCUUUCCCGACCGCCUUCCGAUCGAUCGACAUGACCUUCGGCAGCUGCUCUCAACCGUCUUGCGGCGCGUGCCCGUCCUCGACGACCUCGCUCGCAUGCAUGCACUCGAUCGCUUGGACAUUGAAGGUCUGUACCGGCUCACAGCUCUCAACGCGCAGCUCGCUGCCGAGACGCCGCCAAUGACGACGACGCUUGGCGAGCUCGUGGCCGCUAGCAGCCUGCCCGAGGCCGUGGUGCGGACGCUUCAGAGGGCUACGCAUGGCCGAGCGUGGACGACGCUGACGCUGGUGGAAUGGCAAGAGCUCUACCAACAACUUGUCGACGAGUUCAUGGUGGCCACGACGUACAAGGACUGCUCGCUGUUGCUGGCACUGGCGCCAUGCUCGGAUCUGACGGAGAAUAGUGUCACGCUUCCGGACGGCACCGCGUAUCAGUACCAAGUCGCGAUCGUGGACUUGGACCUCAAAACGCACAAGCCGCUGCGCUUUUACUACGACCUCGAUUGCGAGAUUGCCCAGUCGUACACCACCUAG
Molecule: messenger RNA, 1170 nt
Organism: Saprolegnia diclina VS20
Lineage: Eukaryota; Oomycota; Saprolegniomycetes; Saprolegniales; Saprolegniaceae
Exons: 2
Coding region: 1-1170 (389 amino acids)
Biological process (GO): inositol phosphate biosynthetic process
Cellular component (GO): nucleus
Molecular function (GO): ATP binding; inositol-1,3,4,5,6-pentakisphosphate 2-kinase activity
Source: RefSeq, a predicted model, not a curated record